AUGGACGCCUCCACUCACCCGCCCAGCCCCCUCAACCCCAAGAGGUCUUGCAACCCGCCAAGACCCCUCCCCGCUCCCGCCAAUCUUGCACCAAUCAGGCAUCAGGGCCUCCACUCACCCACUCACCCCCCCCCACUCAAUCCCAGGAGGUCUUGCAGCAUCAAGCCCAUACCCCUCCCCACUCUUCGCCAAUCUUGCACCAAUGAGGCAUGGACGCCUCCACUCACCCGCCCAGCCCCCUCAACCCCAAGGUCUUGCAGCAACCUGCCAAGACCCCUCCCCCCUCCCGCCAAUCUUGCAGCAAUGAGGCAUCAGUGUCUCCAUUCACCAGCCCAGCCUCCCCCCGACAGCCCCAGGAGGUUUUACAGCAACAGGCCCAGACUCUGCCACCACCACCACCCCCCCCCCACCCCGCCAAUAUUGCACCAAUUAGGCAUCAAGGCCUCCACUCAUCCGCCCUCCCCCCAGCCCCAGAUCUUGCAGCAAAAAGCCCGGACCCCUCCCCGCUACUGCCAGUCUUGCACCAACCAGUCCUCGACACCUUACUCCCAGGUCUUACAGGCUCAGACCCCUUCCCCCUUCCACACCCAGCCAGGCUUGCACCAUUCAAGCCUCAAAACCUACACUCACCCGCGCCUCCAGCCCCUCCUGUCCCCAGGUCUUACACCAACUGGGCCUCAAAAUCUCCCUUACACCCCACUCGCCGCCGCUAGCAGAUCAGGCAUUGACCCUCCCCACACACACACUCCUACCCACCCUCCAUUUGCCCCCAUUUCUACCCCCUGCUCUGACCUCAGCCUGCCUUCCCUGAUCAGGCAUCGAAUGCCCCGAUGCCCUAGCCAGCACGCCACCUCCCCCACCACCACACCCCAGUCUCACCCAGCCAACCAUUCUCAGGCCUAG
This is a messenger RNA of Leopardus geoffroyi (Geoffroy's cat), 903 nucleotides long. Its product is annotated as leucine-rich repeat extensin-like protein 3. The record is from RefSeq and is a predicted model, not a curated record. The transcript has a single exon. Bases 1 to 903 code for a protein of 300 amino acids. Lineage: Eukaryota; Metazoa; Chordata; Mammalia; Carnivora; Felidae.